Gymnodraco acuticeps is the source of this 1251-nucleotide messenger RNA. RefSeq names its product coiled-coil domain containing 86 (gene ccdc86). The transcript has 4 exons. NCBI's taxonomy places the organism in Eukaryota, Metazoa, Chordata, Actinopteri, Perciformes, Bathydraconidae. The coding region runs from base 114 to 1031 and encodes 305 amino acids. Gene Ontology annotation, cellular component: nucleolus. The record is from RefSeq and is a predicted model, not a curated record.
GUGUCAUCCGCCUUGGAAACGGAAGUAAAGCAACGUACACAACGCUGGUGGAGAUCACACGUGGGUAAGCAAGUUUAUGAGAGUAAUGUUGAGUAGUCAACUUAAUUAGAAACAUGUCGAAGAGACAGGCAGCUAUGUUGGAAGCAAAUACCGUUUGUGAAGUGGAUCUCGGUGAGGAGGAGACCCAGGAUCCUCCGCCGGAGACCAGGCGGACCCGCAGCGGCCGCAAAGUGCGCACUCCUGCCGCGCUGCUGGACUCCAUGGCCUCGGUGAGGACUCCCACCCGGAGGACCAGGAGAUCCGUCCUGCACGAGAUGCCGGCUGAGGAGGAGAAAGACACGGAGAAUUCAGUGCCGAUACUCGAGAGUGUGGCCGAGGACAAGCUCCCUAUGUCUACCGAACCGGGUACCGUGCCCGCAGAGCCGCACACCGAGGCUGCAGCAGAUACAACCGGAGCCGCUGUUAUUAACGGAGACAGCUGUCUGUCUAGGCCUGCACCGGCAGAAACGGCACCCAGGAGCUCAGAAACCGUCCCGGCGAAGAAGCCUCGUUUGGGUUCAAGUGGUAAACUAACUCCGGCCAUUCCGCUGGGGAAACCCGCAUCUGGGAGGGUGUGGAAAGACCGCAACAAGCAGAGGUUCUCCGCACUGUUAAGAGAUAAACCGUUGUGCUCUUCAUGGGAAAAGAAGAUGGCAGCCAAGCGGGAGAAGGAGCAGGUGAAACAGUACACUUCGCAGCUUAAAGACGAGAAAAUCAAACAGAAAGAGGAUAAGAGAAAACGGAGAGAAGACAACUUGAAACGUCGUGCAGAGAACGAACGCAAAUCAGAGAUUGUUGAAGUGAUCAAGAACACAGCAAAGAUCAAGAGGAUGAAGAAGAAACAGCUGAGGAGAAUCGAGAAGAGAGACACUCUGACUCUGCUGCAGAAGUCUCAGAAGCAGAGUGGGAACCCCAAAGGUGGGAAACCCAAAGGGCGAAAAGGUCCCAAAGUUGCCAAAGAUUCAACCAAGGCUGAGAUAAUAAAAACAUAACUGUUCAAUACUUUGCCUACAUGUUUUACACCUGGGAGGACCUAUUUUCACAUGGACCCAAUGAAAGCUUUCUAAAGAGAGAUGUAAUACUGAGUCAAAAAUAAGGAUGCACAAUUAGUGUGUCACAUGGGCUCUGAGGAGAUCAACAGUUAAGAUUCACCUUUGUUUGUAUUGUUUCCUUUUAUUGAUGUACCUAUUUUCAAUAAAAAUUGAAUCAUUA